AGGGAGAUGAGCAUCUUGUUCCAAUGAAACAUCAAGCGGUGUGACGAUGACAGCGAAAGGCAGACAUAAAGCGGUCCCCUUCCCCCUGGCCCACCGGCUUACGAUGAAGGAGGUGUUUGAUGCUGAAGGCCGGCCGCGGGUGGACCUGCUUAAAGCUCACCUCACCAAGGAGGGCCGGCUGGAGGAGGCUGUGGCCCUGCGCAUCAUCGAUGAAGGCGCCGCCAUCCUGCGCCAGGAACGAACUAUGUUGGAUAUUGAGGCGCCAGUCACGGUGUGUGGAGAUAUCCACGGCCAGUUUUUCGACCUGAUGAAGUUGUUUGAAGUGGGAGGUUCUCCUGCCAACACACGCUACCUCUUCCUAGGGGACUAUGUGGACAGGGGCUACUUCAGUAUCGAGUGUGUGUUGUACCUGUGGUCACUGAAAAUCCUCUACCCAAAGACGCUCUUUCUUCUACGGGGAAACCAUGAAUGUAGACAUCUGACAGAAUAUUUCACCUUCAAACAAGAAUGUAAGAUCAAGUACUCGGAGCAGGUGUACGACUCCUGCAUGGAGGCGUUUGAUUGCCUGCCCCUGGCAGCACUGAUGAACCAGCAGUUCCUGUGUGUGCAUGGGGGGCUUUCACCAGAGAUCCACACACUGGACGACAUCAAGAAGUUGGACCGGUUCAAGGAGCCCCCAGCAUUUGGGCCCAUGUGCGACCUGCUGUGGGCCGACCCCCUGGAAGACUUUGGCAACGAGAAGACCCAGGAGUACUUUGGUCACAACACAGUCAGAGGCUGCUCCUAUUUCUACAGUUACCCGGCAGUGUGCGAGUUCCUACAGACCAACAACCUGCUGUCAAUCAUCAGAGCGCAUGAAGCACAGGAUGCUGGGUAUCGUAUGUACAGGAAGAGUCAGACUACAGGUUUCCCCUCCCUCAUCACCAUCUUCUCUGCUCCAAACUACCUGGAUGUCUACAACAACAAAGCUGCGGUGCUGAAGUAUGAGAACAAUGUGAUGAACAUCCGCCAGUUCAACUGCUCUCCUCACCCCUACUGGCUGCCCAACUUCAUGGACGUCUUCACCUGGUCGCUGCCUUUCGUGGGAGAAAAGGUGACCGAGAUGCUGGUCAAUGUCCUGAGUAUCUGCUCUGACGACGAGCUCAUGAACGACGGAGAGGAGAUCUACGAUGCCAGUGCAGCUGCAGCCAGGAAAGAGGUGAUCAAAAACAAGAUUCGAGCCAUUGGGAAGAUGGCGAAAAUGUUCUCUGUUCUACGGGAGGAGAGUGAGAACGUGUUGACCCUGAAGGGACUCACCCCUACAGGCAUGCUGCCCAGUGGAGUGCUGUCCGGAGGCAAACAGACCCUGCAGAGCGCCAUCCGAGGCUUCUCCCCGCAGCAUCGGAUCAGCAGUUUCGAGGAGGCCAAAGGUCUGGACCGGAUCAACGAGAGGAUGCCUCCUCGACGCGACGCCGUCAACAGCGUGGGCCUGUCGAUGGGCCGCAUGAACAUGGGAGAGCCCAAUGGGACCGACAGCAACAGCAAUAUACAGUGAUGGACAUACACCCCCACAUGCCCAGACACAUACUUGCAGUUACAAUUCUGAUAUGGUACCAUAUUUAUAGAUUCGUGUACAUAGGCAUAUAUACACAAGAAACAUGCAUCACACACACACACACACACACACACGGAAUAGGCUGCAGACAACAUCACACACACAUGCAAUCGCACAUGCACACAUGAUUACCUACCCCUCUCCCGUUGCCCUCAGCUGUAUGUAAAGGCAUGAGCGUACCUGGACUUUACCACCAAAGGCUGAGUGUCUUCACUGAACCGAUCGGCCCUAUUUAGAGAACUACAACUCCCAUGUACCUGCACAACAGCAGGAACGAAACUACCAGAACACUCCCCAGGCAGGACAGGAGGAGCUGCUGUUCACCGUGUAUGUUGGGGAU
Molecule: messenger RNA, 1934 nt
Organism: Chelmon rostratus (copperband butterflyfish)
Lineage: Eukaryota; Metazoa; Chordata; Actinopteri; Chaetodontiformes; Chaetodontidae
Product: serine/threonine-protein phosphatase 2B catalytic subunit alpha isoform-like
Exons: 13
Coding region: 47-1534 (495 amino acids)
Biological process (GO): calcineurin-NFAT signaling cascade
Cellular component (GO): calcineurin complex; cytosol; cytoplasm
Molecular function (GO): calmodulin-dependent protein phosphatase activity; calmodulin binding
Source: RefSeq, a predicted model, not a curated record